Molecule: messenger RNA, 4290 nt
Organism: Closterium sp. Yama58-4
Lineage: Eukaryota; Viridiplantae; Streptophyta; Zygnematophyceae; Desmidiales; Closteriaceae
Source: the annotation of a GenBank genome assembly
AUGGAGCUGAACGGCGCUCUGUUAACGUUAGCGUUACACGACCGGCAGAAGCAGCUGGAGAAGGAAGCUGCGGAGAAAAGAGCAGAGGGGAUUCUCGGAGGGAGAGACACGGAUGGGGAAGGAGGAGAGUUGGUGCCGAGUCAAGAAGGAGGAGGAGGAGGAAGCAAGGGAGGAUUGAAUUCGAGUUCGGGGAUUGAGAUUGUGCUGUGCUUCGUGGCAGGAGAAGGGCUCGGCAUAUUGGGCGCGGCCCUCCAGCAGAAGAGCAGCGGGGGCAGCAGCGAGGGGGUGUCCCCUGUACUGCAGGCGCUGCUGCAGCCGCUCCUGGAGCAGUGCGGGCAGGCGCGCGUGCCUGUGCGCGUGCACGUGGAGUGGGGGCAGCGGCGAGACGAGGCUCUGUGCCAGGCUGUGCGGGUCACCGCAGCAGAGCGAUUAUACGUUGGAAACAAGAGGUGCGUGUGUGGGGAACAAGAGGUGCGUGUGUGGGGAACAAGAGGUGCGUGUGUGGGGAACAAGAGGUGCGUGUGUGGGGAACAAGAGGUGCGUGUGUGGGGAACAAGAGGUGCGAGUGGGUGGAUCAAGGGGGUGCCUGUGCGCGUGCACGUGGAGUGGGGGCAGCGCAGGGACGAGGCUCUGUGCCAGGCUGUGCGGGCCACAGCAGCAGAGCGGUUAUAUGUUGGGAACAAGAGUCCAAACCAUGCCGCCCCGGCGUCGCCUCGCUUCCCCGACUCGCAUUCCUCGUCUUCUUCUGCCACUCCUGCUUCACGUAAAGCUGGCUCCUCUGGUUCCUCCUCUUCUGCUGCCACCACCGCCGCUGCUGCUACUCCUGCUACAGCCGGCUAUGCUGCUCUUGACAACGGGUGUGACGCGAACAAUGCCGACGACGAUCAACACGGUUACAACAACAAGGACGGCGAUUACGCUGCUGAUAGCGACAACGAAGAUAACGAAGACGACUAUAACGAGGACGAGGACGAGGACGACGACGACGAUGGGUACGAUGCGGUGUGUCGGCCCAAGUCGUCCUUCACAAUAGCGGACUGGGAGGCAGAGCUUCAGAGAGUGGCAAUCGGGCAACAGCGGAUAGUGUCUCUGUGGGAUAGAGCCGAGGGGGAUAAGGCGUAUGGAGGGGAGAGGUCGCAGGGGGAUAAGUCUCCCCUGUGGAAGGGGCUGGAGAGUGUAGCGGCUGGUAUUUCCGCGAUUCACUCUGAUUUGCAAGCUGCCAAGGGCUCAGGUGGACGUUCAGGUGGUUUUUCAGGUGGAUUUUCAGGUGGGCGUUCCGGGUGGCAUUCGCACCAGGGGAGCGAGGAUUUCCAUGUGAAGGGGAACGAGUUUGAAGGGAUCGACACGAGCCUACUCAUUGUUCCUCGCAUUGGCCCAACCUCAGCCUCGGGAGCAGGUUCGGCAGCAGGGUCGGGAGCAGCUUCGGUAGGCUCGCCAUCGCCGAACGUAACCCCGCUCACAGGUCCGGUGGUGGGCAGAGGGACCGGAGGAAUGAAGCCUGUGGUGGUGGGCAAGAAGCUGUGGGUGUCUGGCAGGAGGAGCAUGGGGAAUGAGGGGGAGAUGGGGGGAGGGGUAGAGGCAGUGGCAGCAGAGGUUGCAGCAACAGCAGGGUUUGCUGCAGCGGUGACAGCAAGAGACGGGUCAAGAGAUGGUGGGUCGUGUGGUGCUGCGAGCCCUGCUAACAGCAGCAGCAGCAGUAAUCCUGGAAUGGGGGGCAACGAGCAGCAAGCUUUUCCCAUCCCCUUUCCUUCCUCGUUCUCGUCCUCCUCUUCCCAAGCCGGAUUCCAAACCAGCCGGGCAGACUCGGCGGACUGCCACCGCUUCCCCCCGGACCAGAUUCUCCGAGCCACGGGGGGGUUCUCGCCCUCGCAGCUGAUUGGCCGAGGCAGGCUCGGGCCGAGCUACCGGGGGGAGAUAUUUGGGUGCCAGGUGGCAAUCAAACUGCUGACUGUGCAUGAGGAGGCGUCUGGAACGACAGAUGAGACUGGGAAGACUGGGAAAACUGGGAAGAAUGCAGAAGACGGGGCAGAGGGAGGGGGACAGCAGGAAGAAGAGCAGGUGGUGGUGGAAGGAGAUGGUGCUGCUGUUGCCUCAUCGGGUGCGUUCGGUUCCUUUGGUUCCUCCGGUCUCCACGAUCCACCCACAGAAGGCGGGAGUCAAGUAGCAGAAGCAUCCCGAGAGGGAGUACAAGCAGCAGUACAAGCAGCAGUGCAAGUGGCAGUGGAUGUCCUAAGGCGGCUCAGGCACCCACACCUGUUGCUGCUGAUGGGUCACUGCCCUGAGUACCCUUGCCUGGUCUAUGAGCUCGCUCCUGGGGGCAGCCUCUCUGCCCGCCUCUCCCGCAUCCACUCCCUCAUUUCCGCUGCCACCGCUGCUGCCGCUGGUGAUGGUGGCGGUGCUGCUGGUUCUGCUGCUGCUACUGCAGCAGAGGAGGGUGCUGGUAGCAGCAGCAGCAGCGGUGCAGGGGAUGGUGCCGCUGCUUCUCCUAGCGGAAAACAGGGCAUGAAUUUCGGGGAUGAGGAGGAGGAGGAGCUAGAGGCGCUGUGGCUCUCCUGGGUGGACCGGCUGCGACUGGCCUCGGAGCUGGCAGGCGCGCUGCUCUUCAUGCACCAGCACUCACCGCCCAUGCUGCACGGCGCCGUGACUCUACAGAACGUGCUUCUGGACCGCAACUCCGCGUGUAAACUCAGCGGCGCUGGGCUCUCCUUCUCCUCGUCUCCCUUCCAUGGUAGCCUGGGGAACAGCCCUCUCUCCGCUUCUGCCUCUGCCUCAGAUUCUAACCCCAGCAGCAGCACAGCAGCAGGAGCGGAGGGCUCUUGCCAGCAUGGCAACAGCAGCACGGGCGUACUAAGUGACGAUGUGCAUGCGUACGGCAUUGUGGUGUUACAGCUGGUAACCGGCAUCACCAGCCCGUCGCUCAUCCACUCCCUCAUGCACACACACCCAGCAGGAGGAGGGGAAACUGAGGGAGGGGUGUCUGGGGGAGGUGUUACCUGCGGAUUCAACCUGGCUGAAGCUGUAGACGUGUUUUUGAGCCGACUGGAUGUGACGGCGGGGGAAUGGCCGGUGGAAAUGGCGUCUGUAGUGGUGCUGCUGGCACUGCGCUGUGCUUCGGGACAGGCGGAGCUUCGGCCGGACCUGGCAGCUGAGGUGCAGCCAGCCCUGUCGGCUUUGGCUCGGGAAGCGGAGGAGAAUUUUGGGCGGGCGGCCCGGCAGAUGCUGCGGUCAGCCCUGAGAAAGCGGGACUUCACGUGCUUUCAAAAGAGGGUGGUAAAGAUUGAAAAUGAGGCGUCUCCUGCUGCUGUUCAUGAUACAACAAAGCAUCAUAGAGGGAUCCUGAACCUCGAUGGUUGUUAUCACCAGGCUGAUUCAUGUCUACUACUCUACCGUUCGGUUCUGAAGCUUUCGAUGGCUUCCUCGAAAGUGAGUCCACUCCACCUCCUCCUGAUUGCUCGUAUUUUCGGCCUCGAUUCGGCUUUUCAUCAGACGCCCGGAUCCCCAAGGCCAGGGGAAGGCGGCUCGAGAGUGUGGCAGCACCUUCUCGGAUCCUUCGUCUUCCAAUGGGCCUCAUGGCUAGGCCAGCUUAUGGCGGGUGCGCGCACCAAAGUUCUUGCUCUGGGCGGCUCUUUUGCCUCCACGCUGCUGCUCCCCCCGCACACGCGCGCACCCUCCCGCGGAGGCCCCCCGCAGUUGCGCGGGGGAGUCCCCGCCCUCCCCCCCAUCACCCUCUCCGAACCCCAGGAGUGGUGUCUGAAGCAGCUACAAGCGAGGAUACAGCCGCCCUUUGAAAACGACAAGGAGGAGCACAGAUUGGCGCUGGUAGAGCUGUGGGAGCAGGCGUAUCCGGGGCGGGUGUUGACUGAGGAGGGGCGGGGGAUUUUUUCGCUGGAGAAUCUGGUGUACUAUGCUCGCACGUACCCGAGGUCGUUUCAACGUAUAAUGCAGAAGCAGGAGGGUCGCAGGGCAGAGUGGGAGUACCCCUUUGGAGCAGCUGGCGUGAACAUCACCGUACUCCUCAUAAGCAUCCUCGACUUGCGCAAAGACAUCCCCGCAACAGUAGCCGGACGGGCCUUCCUCAAGAUUCUACCAGAGCACCCAACAGCGUUUGAGGAUCUCUACUGUGUGACGUUUGAGAUGCUGGACGCUAACUGGCUGGAGCUCAAGGCAUCAUACAUGGAGUUCAACGUGGUCAUGCAAGCCACAAGAGCAGAGCUGGAGCGUCAUAUGUGCCAGCCCAGCUUCACUGCCAUCUCCGAUCUACCCGCUUUCGCCAGACUCACAGCAGAGUAG